AUGGGGAUCCGCGCCGCCGCCAGCCACCUCCCACCUCUCCUCCUCCGCCACUUGGCGCUGUCCCCGCCGCCAGCCACCACCCAGCGCCGUCGCCAAGUCAGCGGAGACGCCGCCCGUGGCCACUCCCCGUGCGCCACGUCUCCCUCCCGCGCCCCAACCGCCGCGGCCCGCCCGAGCCCGGGCCAGGCCCGCGAAGCCCAUCGGAGCCCGCGCCGGAGGCCGCUCUGCGCCGCCGCCCGCAGCGCUCGCCUCCCUGGCCGAGGCGCCCUGCUCGCCUGGCUCCUCCCCAUCGUCGCUCCCCGCCGCCUCGCGCCUCCCUCGUCCGGAUCGGGCAGGGCCCGAACCACCUCGCUGUCGUGCUGCCCUGGCAGGUCGCCGGAGCAGCUCCUCCGCCCCGCCGCCAUCCUCUGGAAGGCUAGUCGUCGUCGCCCCCUUCUCCUUCUCCUCCUUCGGUUCUCUCCCUCACCGUAUCUGCACCGCAGGGAACCGCCGCCGCCGCCCUUGGAGCAUCACCGUCGCCGGAUCCGGCCAUCUCCGACGUCCGCCGCCUCCUCGCCGGCCUUCCAAGCCCUGCCGGAGCCCCCCCUGUUCCCGCGCCGUCGCCGUGCCAUGGCCUCGGUCGGCCUCGUCGGGAAGGACGGCGCGCUCGCCGCCGCCACGUGGGCCCUGCGGCCCAUCCGAAGCCCCUCCAAGGCCCAGCCGAACUCCCCGCAGCCUAGCCCAGCGUCGGGCUCUGCCCGGCCUGCCUCCUCCUCCUUCUGGGCCGAAGCCCAAUGGGUGAGCGCCAUAUUCCUCGCCCGCGGUGCUGCUUAA
Molecule: messenger RNA, 813 nt
Organism: Aegilops tauschii subsp. strangulata
Lineage: Eukaryota; Viridiplantae; Streptophyta; Magnoliopsida; Poales; Poaceae
Source: RefSeq, a predicted model, not a curated record